AUGUGUGAAAAAGUAUCAAAAGGGCCGAACCUCUGCAGCGGGGAGUGGGCCCGGCCCUGGGAAGGGCCGAAGGGGACGCCCCAAGUCCCCGCGGUGUGGCCGCAGGAGGACCCGAGCACGGACGCCAGCCGGAGAGUCAGAGCAACCUCUGUCCUUCCCACAUUUGGCCCAUCAUGCCUAUUUAAAGGACACUUGAGCACCAAAAGUAACGCUGCAGUAGACUGCUCAGUUCCACUAAGCAUGACUGCCAGCAUCAAAUAUGCAGACCAACAACAAAGAGAGAAACUCAAAAAGGAAUUAGCAAGGUGUGGAAGGGAGUUGAAAUUUACUAAGACUACAGUGCAUUCUAAAAGUCAUUCCAAAUCAUUACCUAACACUCUACAAAAGCCUUCAGGAGAACCACAGAAUGAAAACGGCUUAUUAAUCGAAGAAGUGAAUGAAUUUCCAUCUUUUACACGGUCACCAGUAACUUCUUCCGAGAGACUAAGUCUACCUAAGUCUCAGAAGGUCCUCACGAAUUGUACUGAGAAGAACUCUAGUGGCUCCAUGUCCAGCAUGGAUUACGCUGCCUCAGGGUCCAAGAAACCAUCCUCUGGAACCUCCUACCGCAGAGGGCCCAGGGGCACAUUCCCCGGUUCCCAGAAGUUUCAGUUAGUAAUUUCAAAAGCACCCAAUGGGGACCUUUUGGACAAACAUUCUGAACACUUUUCUAACAGACAUUUGCCAUUCACCCCAUGCACUUUAAAAACAGAAGCCAAAUCUUUCCUGUCACAGUAUCGAUAUUAUACACCUGCCAAAAGAAAAAAGAAUUGUACAGAUCGGCGGAUAGAAGCUGAAACUCAGACUGAAUUAAGCAGGUAUCACACAGUAACCUAUAGUAGAUCCUUUAUGAUGUGGUAGAAAUUAAAUAAUAUUCCUUAUGUUUUACCAUAUACCUGCUGUGCCAGGCUCCAUGAUUAAUGUAACGUUUGCUUCUGCAUGAAUCAUUAGAACUAUCAGAGUAAUUGUUAAAAAAGAUAAAUAGCUAUUAAACUUGUCAAGCU
This is a messenger RNA of Cervus elaphus (red deer), 1043 nucleotides long. Its product is annotated as spermatogenesis-associated protein 7-like. Gene Ontology annotation, cellular component: ciliary basal body; rod photoreceptor outer segment; axoneme. Lineage: Eukaryota; Metazoa; Chordata; Mammalia; Artiodactyla; Cervidae. Gene Ontology annotation, biological process: microtubule cytoskeleton organization; photoreceptor cell maintenance; protein localization to photoreceptor connecting cilium. Bases 1 to 900 code for a protein of 299 amino acids. The transcript has a single exon. The record is from RefSeq and is a predicted model, not a curated record.